AUGUCGCAGCACGCGCAGGUCAAGCGCAAGCGCACCCGAACCCUCGACGCCGCGCCACAAGCCAUGGGCGUCGCCUCAGGAGUCUCCCCGGGCAUGCCCCAGGGCAUGUUCCUGGACAACGACGCAGACCCGGUCAUCGGCGAGAUGCUCGCGCGCCAGUCCGCCCUUCUCCAGGGCAACCUCAUCGACACGCACUUCUCCGACGAGCCCGCGCCGCGCGCCCUCCCGCAGUCGACACUCGGCUUCCACAGCUUCACGGAUGCGCGCGACGACACGGAGCAGGACGACGACCUCAUCUUCGUCAAGGAGCAGCCCGUCGGCGGCCCCUCCUCGUCGUCCGCCGUCGCGCUGGACCAGCCUCAAUUCGACCACCACUACACGGCCAAGAAGUUCAAGAAGCAGCGCACUAUCUCGCUGCCCCAGCUGCCCUACGCCAAGCUGCUCUACGAGGCCCGCGGCACCGUCCCACACCGCCAGAACGACGAUGACCUGCUCCACCUCAGCGGCAGCUCCACCAAGACCAUCGACGGCAACCGCGCCGUGACCCUGAACGUCGUUCGCAGCGUGUCGCCGCUCACCUCACAGGACCACGCCCCGGUCCUCAAGCGUAUGGCCGCCGCCCCCAAGAUCUCGAAGCUCGUGCCCAGCCGCAAGAAGAAAAAGAAGUUUUUCCAGACCGACAAGGAGGGUCACUACGUGUUCCAGCAGAACGACGUUUUUUGCAAUAACCGGUUUAUUGUGAAGGAACUCUUGGGCCAGGGUACAUUCGGCAAGGUCGUCCAGUGCGUCGACACCGCACCGCCGGUCUCCCCGCACGUCUCGGACUUCCAGCCCUUCGAGGAUCCCUUCGCAGAGUCUUUUGAGGACUCACACUUCGACCUCGACUACGGGCACUCCCAAUCGAACGACUCUCAGCCCCGCCUUGUCGCGGUAAAGAUCAUCCGCGCGGUUGACCGCUACCGGGAGGCCGCCAAGACAGAGCUCCGGGUUUUGAAGGCGAUAAUUGAGAACGACUCAACGGGUCAGUACCAGUGCCUCCUGCUUCGCGAGUGCUUCGACUACAAGAACCACAUCUGUCUGGUAACCGAUCUGUUCGGAAAGUCCGUUUACGACUUUAUGUGCAACAACGGGUGCCCGCGGUUCCCUGGAUCACACGUCCAGGCCAUAUCCAAACAGCUUAUAAGGUCCGUGUGCUUCUUGCACGACUUGGGCAUCAUACACACCGACUUGAAGCCUGAAAACGUACUUUUGUGCGAUGAAUCCUAUGUUGGAAAGCCGCUUUCGCCGCAAACAUACUCUAGCCUCAGCCCUCGCAGGAAGAGCGCAUGCGGAGGAGAGCGCAGGUUUUUGACUAACCCUGAGGUGAAGCUCAUCGAUUUUGGCAGCGCUGUAUUCCAUAACGAGUUCCAUCCGGCUAUUAUUUCCACUCGGCACUACCGCGCUCCUGAAAUUGUUUUGGGCUUGGGCUGGUCUUUCCCAUGUGAUAUUUGGUCCAUUGGGUGUGUUUUGGUUGAGCUAGUCACAGGUGAGUCGCUUUACCCCAUCCACGAGAACCUGGAGCACAUGGCGAUGAUGCAGCGUUUCAACGGGCGUCCUUUUCCACCCAAGAUCGUUGAGAACAUGUUUUACAAGGCGGACAGAAAGCUGGGAAAUAUGUCGCCGGAUUUGAACUCCACUGUCAUCAAACACUUUGAUAGAGACACUUUGGCAUUACAGUGGCCGGAGAGAAACAAGAAGGGAGAGAUCAUUACCAAAGAGAGGUCUAUGAAACGGAUAUUAACGAGUUGCGAUCGCUUGGACAAAUAUAUUCUUCAAAAGGUACGACAAGAUUACGGGGAUUGGUUAACUAUAAACUGGGACUUGAGUCCAGAAGACAAUUGGGCUCUUCUGGAAUCAAAGUACGAUGAACAGGUUUUGGACAGGGAAGUCUUUUUGUUCUGGUAUUGGUUCUUGGAUCUAUGUAAGAAGAUGUUCGAGUUUGAUCCAACAAAAAGAAUCACCGCCCGGGAGGCAAUCGGGCACGAAUGGUUUAAUUACGGUAUUUUGGAUGAAGGAAUUGCAAGCUUCGGAAAAGUGUAA
Molecule: messenger RNA, 2079 nt
Organism: Lachancea thermotolerans CBS 6340
Lineage: Eukaryota; Fungi; Ascomycota; Saccharomycetes; Saccharomycetales; Saccharomycetaceae
Gene: KNS1
Product: serine/threonine protein kinase KNS1
Exons: 1
Coding region: 1-2079 (692 amino acids)
Biological process (GO): protein phosphorylation
Cellular component (GO): nucleus
Molecular function (GO): protein kinase activity; ATP binding
Source: RefSeq, a predicted model, not a curated record